CCGGGUAGCGUGUACUCUCUGCAGAGUGCUUCUCGAUUAGCCACGGUGUAGUUUAUAAACGACCGUAAUCGCAACUGGACUGACCGCACAAAAAAUGUUGCUUAUUCUAACGCUGAUAUUCGCCACCGUUGGCUACGCUCUGUUCAACUACCAUCGUCAAAGACAGAAACUUUUGAAUAUUCGAUCGCACUUCGAUGGACCUGAUUCGCACUAUCUGUGGGGUACGUUCCCUAUGUUUAUAGGGAAGACCAUUCCGGACAUUUGGGACAUCAUCACGGAUUUGCACAAGAAGCAUGGGGAAGAUAUUGCAAUCAUUGCGGCCUUCAACGAACUGGUGAUGGACUUGUCCAGUUCGAAGAACGUGGAGAAAGUUUUGCUGGCAAAGUCUAUCAAGAAGUCGUUUGCCUACGAUUUUUUGGAGCCCUGGUUGGGAACGGGGCUGCUUAUCUCUACCGGUGAGAAGUGGUUCCAACGUAGAAAGAUUAUCACUCCGACGUUCCACUUCAGUAUGUUGGAAGGAUUUUUGGAAGUUUUCAACAAGGAAGCUAAUAUCUUGGUAUCCAAGCUGAAGGCUAAGGCAGGAAAGGAUGAGUUCGACAUCUACGACUAUGUUACUCUGUAUGCAUUGGAUAGUAUAUGUGAAACUUCAAUGGGAGUUCAAAUUAACGCUCAAGAUGAUCCAAACAAUGAAUAUGCGGUGGCAGUUAAACAGAUGAGUACGUUUAUCUUACGGAGAGUAUUCAGCAUUCUGCGGACGUUCCCAUCAUUAUUUUUCCUGUAUCCGUUUGCCAAGGAACAGAAGAAGGUCAUUCUAAAACUGCACAACUUCACGAACUCAGUAAUUGAUGCGCGAAGAGCAAUGUUAGAGAAGGAAAAGUCCAACAAGAACGUUACAUUUGAUCUUCAAGAAGAAAACAUGUACACUAAACGAAAAAUGACCUUCCUGGAUCUGCUGCUGAAUGUUACUGUCAAUGGAAAACCUUUGAGUCGAGAGGACAUUCGCGAGGAAGUGGACACCUUCAUGUUCGAGGGUCAUGACACAACCACUUCUGGGAUUUCGUUUACUCUGUGGCACUUGGCCAAGUAUCAGGAUGUUCAACAAAAACUGUUUGAGGAAAUCGAUCGUGUCUUGGGCAAGGACAAAGUCAAUGCUGAACUAACAAACUUACAGAUUCAGGAAUUGGACUACCUUGACAUGGUGGUUAAAGAAUCACUGCGACUGAUUCCACCAGUUCCGAUCAUUGGACGGACUCUGGUCGAAGAUAUGGAGAUGAACGGAGUUACCAUCCCAGCAGGAACGCAGAUUUCCAUAAAAAUCUACAACAUUCAUAGAAAUCCAAAAAUUUGGGAAAAAUCAGAUGAAUUUAUACCGGAACGAUUUUCAAAAACGAACGAAAGUAAACGAGGCCCUUAUGAUUUCAUCCCGUUCAGUGCUGGUUCCAGAAACUGCAUUGGUCAACGAUAUGCCAUGAUGGAACUCAAGGUCACAAUUAUCAAACUUAUUGCAAGUUUCAAAGUUCUGCCAGGUGAUUCAAUGGACAAACUGCGUUUCAAAACUGAUCUUGUUAUUCGUCCAGACAAUGGGAUCCCAAUUAAGCUAGUGGAAAGAAUUUGAGUAAUAAACCAAACUGAACAGAUA
Molecule: messenger RNA, 1639 nt
Organism: Aedes aegypti (yellow fever mosquito)
Lineage: Eukaryota; Metazoa; Arthropoda; Insecta; Diptera; Culicidae
Product: cytochrome P450 4d1
Exons: 4
Coding region: 95-1615 (506 amino acids)
Molecular function (GO): iron ion binding; oxidoreductase activity, acting on paired donors, with incorporation or reduction of molecular oxygen; monooxygenase activity
Source: RefSeq, a predicted model, not a curated record